Messenger RNA from Theileria equi strain WA, 843 nucleotides. Its product is annotated as ema family member protein. Bases 412 to 843 code for a protein of 143 amino acids. The record is from RefSeq and is a predicted model, not a curated record. Lineage: Eukaryota; Apicomplexa; Aconoidasida; Piroplasmida; Theileriidae. The transcript has a single exon.
AAAGUAUUGUUUUAGUGUAAUAUAGUUUAUGGCAAUGGAUAACCGUUUCUUUUAUCUCUGCAUUUCUGUUUUUGUGAUCUCUGGAGUUUUUUCCAAAGAGACAGAGCAUACAGGUCUCGUGAUUGACAUUAACAAGAAAGACAUCCCCAAUGUACUAAUUGAGGAACGCAGUAAUGGAGCUAUGAUGUUUUCCGUCUAAAAUCCUUACGCCAUAGAAAAGGUUGUAGACGGUAAUGAGAUCAUCAAGACUUUUGACCUGCGUACCACUGCUCCACUCUCACUGACAAAGUAUCUAAUUAACGGCAGUAAUUACGUUAUAAUUGGCGUAGAGCCUGCUUUCAACUUGCUUUUAAGAAGGCUGAUAAUGGAUGGGUUGAAUUAUCAUUUGCUGAGUUUCACGAACAGGUUUAUAUGAAAGGCCUCGAAGCCGUCACUAUCGAUCUCGACGAGCCCUAUGAGGAAUUCAUAUCUUCUGUUUUCGGAUACGGCAAGAGUUAUUCUUGGCCUUUUACGAAAAAACGUGUUGGAAAAAUCGUAUUUGGUGAGGCUGUCAUUUUGUCUGGUAAGUACGAAGUUAUCAUUGAGCUUACAAUAUUUACGCGCGGUGAAAUAAAGGUCGCCAAAAUCGUUUAUAUUUACAAGCCUGAUGAUCGUAUUAAGGAAAUUUUCUAUGAGAGGCGAUCCGAUGAUUGGGUCAGGGUUGAUAUUCCCAUUGCUGCCAAGGUCAUAAACAAGAUCGAACCGUUCUUUUCCGUUGAUUACAAGACUAUAUACGAUGGAUUCUCCGCCUAUGGCGUCUUUUCGGUUGUUAUUGCUACAUUUGCUCUUGUUUUGUUCCACUAG